AAUAAUAUGGCUUGUCCAAACGUUUCGAGUAACUGUAUGGAAAAAAAACACGACAGCAAGGAUCAAUGCGAGAUUGUCCCGGCGAGUGACAGAUCAAAGUAUGUGCAUCAGGUACGUGCAAAAUUCACAUUUAAAAGUUUGGCGAAAAUGUGACUAAAAAUGGGAAUGAAAUUGAGUAAACGUGAACUCACUACGAACAUGAGUCGAACUUCAACCAGGUCACGUGACUGCAGUGUUAUCGCGUCAGAGGUGGUGAAAUCUCGUGCAAGCAGAAAUGGAAAUAGAAACUUAAGUGCCCUGUGGGAGUGCAAGACAUUAGCGAGGCUGAUAUUUUGCAGCUUUGACAAACAUGCAGCCAUCCUCCUGUGACACAUUUGUGGCUCUGCCUGCCUCCACUGAGGGACACUGCAUCAUAUUUGGGAAAAACACUGACAGACCUUGUGAUGAAGUCCAGGAAGUGGUUUAUUUUCCUGCUCAAGACUAUGGUGCAGAGGAGAAGGUUGAGUGUACAUACAUAGAGAUUGACCAGGUUGCCCAUACUUAUGCAGUUGUGCUGAGCAAACCAGCAUGGCUGUGGGGGGCAGAGAUGGGUGCAAAUGAGCACCAAGUCUGCAUUGGCAAUGAGGCGAUAUGGGGCAGAGAGACUUCUGAUGGUGAUGAGGCUCUUCUUGGCAUGGAUCUCGUCAGGCUUGGACUGGAGAGAGCUGACACCGCUGAGAGAGCGGUGGAUGUUAUAACUAAAUUGCUGGAGAAAUAUGGUCAGGGAGGACCUUGUAUGGAGGAUGAGGGUAGCUUCACCUACCACAACAGCUUCCUUAUCUCAGACAGGAAGGAGGCAUGGCUGCUAGAAACGUCAGGGACGUACUGGGCUGCAGAAAGAGUGGAAGGUGGACAUCGCAACAUCUCAAACGAGUAUGCCAUAACAACAAAGAUAGACAAGGAACAUCCAGAGAUGAGGGAAUAUGCUCGAAGCAAGGGCUGGUGGGAUGGGAAGUCUCAGUUCAACUUUGCUGCAGUUUACUCUUUUAUGAACACUGCCAGAAUAGAAGCCUCUGGGAGCCGACGCUCUGAGGGAAAGAAGUUGCUGGAAAAAAACAAUGGUCACAUCACUGCUGAGACAAUGAUGGAUAUCCUGAGGGAUAAAGACAGCGGCAUCAACAUGGAGGGCAUGUUCAUGACUACAGGAAGCAUGGUGUCUGUGAUUCCCACAAAUCCUCAUCUGCCAGGAGUUCACUAUUUUACAGCUACUCCAGACCCCCAAAGGUCUGUAUUCAAGCCAUUCAUCUUUGUGAAAUACGCUCAUCAGCUGAAGCAGACGACCUCUCCCAGUUAUGGUCUAAAUGACCCUGUAAAGAAGAAACCCCGUUUCCAGAGCAAGCCUGACCGCAAACAUGAGUUAUUUAUCAAGCAUGAACUGGUGGCUGACAUCAUUGACACAAAUAAGGACAGAGGAAAGAAGAUUACAGAUAGGAUGAGGCAGCUGGAAAAGGAGACGAUGACAAAAAUGGAGGAGAUUCUUUCACGUGGCAUUGUGCAGCCUGAUUUUUUGGUGAAUUUGUUCCCAAAUUCUGUGCAGGACGAGAUGGCCGUGUACAGCAAAAGCUGAAAAGGACUGCAGCUUACGAGUUAGUCGAGGUGUGAAAUCAGCCGUUAAGGUCCUUCUUUUUCCAUUCAUAACAAAUAACUGAUACGCAUGUUUUUUGUCCCCCCCCCCAUAGUUGUUAUACAUAAAGCUGUUGCCAAUUGAAAACCUGUGAUUGGAAAAAGAUUCUAUUGUAUAGAUGGACAUAAACAAGGAUGCUACUGCAUGUAGCUGACUUAAAGUUAAAAGGUCAUAUUAGUCACACACAGUUCUGCAUAAGACAUCUGUUAUUACUAGCUCACGUUGCAGGGGAGUUGAUUGGACAAUACUAUCCUGCUAGCCUCAAGGAAGACUUUGCGUUCCUUUCCAGCAAGGAACGAAUCAGAACCGGACACAGUCGGACCAUAUAUAAUAAGGAGACAAAGACUGAUUAUUCCAGAGGGAGUAUGUGUCAUCCACGCCCUAAGGGAAUAUCUUAAAGGUGAUUAUACAGUUUUGUCUUGAUGUUGCCUCUGUUCUCUCAGCCGAGCUUUCUGCAAAUAAAUUCACACAGAUUCCAGAGACUUCCUUAAAGUCUCCAAAAUAUGGAGAACAAAAACACCUAGCAAAUGAAAGCAGUGUGCUUGCAUCUCUCUGAUCUCUCUCACACACAGACUCAUAUCGGCCUGCGUCAGAGGUCUUUUGCCUUUGUUUUGUUUGCACUUAAUAUCUCACACGCCACAAUGCUCACCCAUCCACAUCUACAUUUCUGAUGUUACUGACUGAAAUCCUCUCUAUCUGCAUCCGAGUUUCCUUACUUUGUUUACCAUGCCACAGUAAAUGUUUGCUUUAACGCCA
This is a messenger RNA of Solea senegalensis (Senegalese sole), 2419 nucleotides long. It is a transcript of the gene scrn3, whose product is annotated as secernin 3. Bases 350 to 1606 code for a protein of 418 amino acids. Gene Ontology annotation, molecular function: cysteine-type exopeptidase activity; dipeptidase activity. Gene Ontology annotation, biological process: proteolysis. The record is from RefSeq and is a predicted model, not a curated record. The transcript is spliced from 9 exons. Lineage: Eukaryota; Metazoa; Chordata; Actinopteri; Pleuronectiformes; Soleidae.